CUUCUUCUUCUUCUCCAUUCAGCUUAUCUGAAACUGAAACGCAGAAAAAAAUAUCAAUCUUCUGAAGACUCCAAUGUCUUCCUCUCUCCCAAUCUUUCUAAACCCUAGAAUUUACAUCAAGCCUCGAAAUCUCUUUCCCUCCACAUUUCCUUCCUCAUUGAGAUCUCUCACCUCGAAAUCCUUAGUCUGCUUCGCCUCCGAUUCGUCACAAUUUGAUCGGCAAGUGACGUUUUGGAUCCGGGAAGAGCAGAGAUGGAUUCGCGAGGAACAGCGGUGGCUUCGAGAAGAGCAGCGCUGGGCUCGCGAGCGCGACUCGCUCCUCCGCCGUAUCGCCGAGCUCGAGCUCCAGAUUCAAGCUCUGGAGCAGCAGAAGUCGGUUCAGGCUGGGGCUGAGGUGUCUGAGACUAUCGCUAACAUCUCUGGUCUGCUUCAGAUUUUGAAGGAGAAGAAUCGAAUCGCGGAGACGGGGUCGAGUGCGACUCCGAUGGUGUUGGAGGAGAAUAAGAGCGUGGAGAAGGAGGAGGUGGUGGUGGAGCGAGUAAUUAGAGUUGUGGAGGAAGAGAGUAAGAAGAUGAAGGAGAAGAAGAGGAGUACUUUGAGGAUGGGAUCGGAAGGAGAAGAAGUUCAAGCUAUGCAGGAAGCAUUGGGAAACUUAGGAUUUUACUCUGGUGAGGAAGACAUUGAAUUCUCAAGCUUUUCAACUGGGACUGAGCGAGCUGUGAAGACAUGGCAAUCCACUUUUGGUGCUCCUGAAGAUGGGAUUAUGACUGCCGAGCUUCUUGAAAGACUCUAUGAGGAGAUAAUUCAGGGUCCUGAGUCAAGCAUCAAUGCGAAGCCAAAGGAAGGUGAAAAUGGAGCUCCAGUUUCAUCUGUAACAGAAGUUUCAAACAUUCAGCAAACAGUAGUGAAAGAAGAAGGCAUUAACAAAGCAGAGGUAACACGGAACCGAGUUUUUCUUCUCGGAGAAAACCGUUGGGAAGAUUCUUCUAGACUCAUUGGAAUCAAUAAAAAGGACAGUGAGAGCAAGACCAAUGAAGCCACAACCAAGUGUAUCACUUGCCGUGGGGAGGGUCGUUUAUUGUGUUUAGAAUGUGAUGGUACAGGGGAGCCGAAUGUUGAACCUCAGUUCUUGGAAUGGGUGGGUGGUGAGGAGAAUGCAAAAUGUCCAUACUGUGAAGGGCUUGGGUAUACAAUUUGCGAUGUAUGCGAUGGAAAGACAGUGGUAUAGAAAUGCCGUGCAGCCCUUUUUUUUCCCUCUAAUAUAUAUCUUUGACGUGAGAGCCUAGCCAAUGCCAAUCAGUAACUCCCUCCGCUUCUAGUACUAGUAAGCUGGUUUUCUGCUUUACACUGUUCGUUUUUUUUAAAUAAAUAAAAAUGCCAAUUGUUUUAUAUUUAUUUUAGAGUAAAUGUAAUGAUUAGUUCACUUAAAAUUUGUGAUGUAAUUUUUAAUUAUUUAUAUAUUACUAGGUGAGAGUUUAUAGUAUAUUUAUAAACAUGAGAUACAAUCUCCCACAAAUUUAUUCAGUUUUAUUUAUAGAAUUUAUUAAUUAUUUUUAUUAAAUUUA
Molecule: messenger RNA, 1565 nt
Organism: Humulus lupulus (European hop)
Lineage: Eukaryota; Viridiplantae; Streptophyta; Magnoliopsida; Rosales; Cannabaceae
Product: protein disulfide isomerase pTAC5, chloroplastic
Exons: 7
Coding region: 74-1228 (384 amino acids)
Source: RefSeq, a predicted model, not a curated record